Messenger RNA from Penicillium malachiteum, 1587 nucleotides. RefSeq names its product MFS transporter. NCBI's taxonomy places the organism in Eukaryota, Fungi, Ascomycota, Eurotiomycetes, Eurotiales, Aspergillaceae. Bases 1 to 1587 code for a protein of 528 amino acids. Gene Ontology annotation, biological process: transmembrane transport. Gene Ontology annotation, molecular function: transmembrane transporter activity. The transcript has 8 exons. The record is from RefSeq and is a predicted model, not a curated record.
AUGAAUGAACGGGAGUCCAGCCCCGAGUCGUUGGUCGAAUCGCAAGAGAUAGAGUAUCUCUAUCUUGAACUAGAAACGCCGCUACCCACUCCAUGCAUCACCUUACCCCCAUCUGCUGGCCAGUCUGCACCACCCGAGGCACCAAGUCUAGAGGAGUAUACUUCGCCAUUUCUGUGGCCAAAAUGGCGUAAAUGGAUGAUGACUUGGAUUGCUUGUGGUGUUACAGCUUUAGCUGGUUAUUCCGCGGGUGAAGUGAGUCCGGCAUCUGAGGAGCUAACAAAAGUGUGGGGUAUUAGCACGGUGGUGUAUAACUUGAGCAUUACUAUCUUUUGUAUUGGUUUUGCUCUGUCUCCUAUGAUUCUUGCGCCUUUUUCCGAAAUCAAUGGCCGUCGUCCUAUUUUUGUCGUCAGUGGUAUUGUUUUUGUUGCUUGUCUGAUUGCAUGUGGAGGAACACAUUCCUUCGCUGGUCUGCUACUCGCCCGUUUCUUCCAAGGUUGUGGUGCAUCUACAUUCUCAACUAUGGUUGGCGGUGUCAUCAGUGAUAUCUUCCACGCUGAAGACCGAAACACACCCAUGGCACUCUUCUCUGGAGCUGCAUUGUUUGGAACAGGCCUGGCACCUAUUCUGGCCGGUGCGAUCGUCACGCAUACCACCUGGCGCUGGAUCUACUACUCUCAUGCUAUUGUUUCCAGUGUAUUUGUGGUCAUCAUCUAUUUCUUCUUUAAGGAAACUCGUGGCAGUGUUCUCCUUAGUCGCAAAGCGGGUGCUUUGAAUAAAUACUACGAGAAGCUGGAGGAAGCAGGCCAUGUCGGCGUCAUUAUGUGUACCGAAGGUCAAGAGGCAGAGAAGAGCAUCCGACGUAUUCGAUGGAAGGUCAAGAGCGAUGAGCAGCGCACAUCACUUGUGACAGCCGUCCGAAUCUCCGUGUCUCGUCCCUUCCACAUGCUCUUCACAGAGCCAGUGGUUUUCUUCUUUUCUCUCUGGGUUUCCUUCAGCUGGGCUACCCUAUACCUCCAAUUCAGCUCCAUCCCUCUCGUCUUCCGUAUCAACCACAACUUCAACGUCGAGCAAACCGGUGCCGUCUUCACCUCAAUGUGCGUCGGAGUCAUCAUCAUCACCUGUGUUAGCAUCUACCAGGAAAAAAUCGCCAUGAAAUUCGGUAAACUCUCCUCCUCAGCUGAAGGUCGUCUCUACUUCGUCUGCGUCGAAUCUAUCCUCCUUCCUAUUGGCCUUUUCUGGUUUGGAUGGACUUCUUACCCCUCUGUUCCUUGGAUCGUUCCUGCUAUUGCUGUCGGCUGUUCGACUAUGGGUAUAUUCUCCAUCUACCUCGCUACAUUUAAUUAUCUUGCGGAUACAUACCAUCGGUAUGCUAGCUCCGCUAUCGCUGCACAGUCUUGCUGCCGAAAUCUGCUUGGUGGUGUCUUUCCCCUGGUUACCAGUGCUAUGUUUACGAACCUUGGAUACCCUGAAGCAUCCAGUUUGCUGGGCGCCAUUGGACUUGUCCUCACUCUUGUUCCUUGGGUCUUGGCUUUCUACGGACCAAAGAUCAGAGCACGAAGCAAGAUGGCUAGUGAACUGAGCCACUGA